AUGGCGAAAAGUUGUGCUAUAAAUGCGGGAAACGAUGAAGUCCCAGGACUUGUGGAACCAAUUCUGUGUCAACCAUGUUUGAACAACGAUAAACAAACGCCAGCCGAAAAGUUUUGUUCAACAUGUGGUGAAUUCCAGUGUUUGGAUUGUUCCAACGUUCAUUACAAACACGAUUAUUUAAAAAGUCACAAGUUACUGAACGCGAAUGCAGCGAGAACGAAACAAGGCUCGUUUGAUAUGAAAGGAUUAGACCAAUGUGAUCAACAUCAGGAAGUUCUAAAAUUCUUCUGCGAAGAUGAUUAUCAGCUCUGCUGCAGUACCUGUGCUAUUGUUGAUCAUCGUAAAUGUCACAACGUUGUGGAAAUUCAAAAGGUCGCUGGAAGGUCAAACUACAGAAAUUCAUCUUUAACGGUUGAAUUAGAGAAAGUGAGACAGAAGGCUAAAUUAAUCGUCGCUAGCAUUGCCUCCUCAAAAGAGAAACUAGAUGAAGAUGUUAAAGAAAUACCAAUUAAAAUCAGACGAAUGCGGGAUGAAGUAAUGAAAAUGUUUGACGAGUUGGAAAUUUCAGUUGUUACAGACGUUAAAUGGUUUCAGAAAGAGACAUUAGAAAAGAUGACAAUGAAGCAGUCUCAGAACGAGAAAUAUCUAGCUGAUAUAUCAACGUGUCUUGAAACCAUUAAUAAUGUGUAUCAGAGUGGAACUAUGGUACAACAAUUUAUAGUAGAGCAGAAGAUGAAGAAUGACGUCAUUGUUCUUGACCAAAAUGUCGAUGCAGAAUGCCAAGGCUUAGAGACCGUUAUUGUAAAUUUUGAUUUCGAUGAAACAUUAAAACUCCCCCUCUACCAAUCACAGAUUAUGUUCCAGGACAACUGUCUCUAA
Ruditapes philippinarum (Manila clam) is the source of this 879-nucleotide messenger RNA. RefSeq names its product transcription intermediary factor 1-beta-like. Bases 1 to 879 code for a protein of 292 amino acids. Lineage: Eukaryota; Metazoa; Mollusca; Bivalvia; Venerida; Veneridae. The transcript has a single exon. Gene Ontology annotation, biological process: positive regulation of DNA-templated transcription. Gene Ontology annotation, cellular component: chromatin; nucleoplasm. Gene Ontology annotation, molecular function: ubiquitin-protein transferase activity; zinc ion binding. The record is from RefSeq and is a predicted model, not a curated record.